This is a messenger RNA of Emiliania huxleyi CCMP1516, 2699 nucleotides long. RefSeq lists its product as hypothetical. The transcript has 2 exons. The record is from RefSeq and is a predicted model, not a curated record. Gene Ontology annotation, biological process: DNA replication, Okazaki fragment processing; lipid metabolic process. Gene Ontology annotation, molecular function: DNA binding; 5'-flap endonuclease activity. Bases 157 to 2538 code for a protein of 793 amino acids. Lineage: Eukaryota; Haptophyta; Isochrysidales; Noelaerhabdaceae.
AGCGCUCAAGCUCUCUCAGGGUUGCCAGGAGCCCCAGGGCCUGCCCCCCCUUGCUGUCGCUGCUGCCUCCGCCUCCAGCCGCCACUGCCGCUGCUGCCGCUGCUGCCUCCGCUAGUUCACUGCCUGCUCGAUCGCACCACCUCUGCUCCGCCUCGCAUGAUUUCGCCGCCUCGUGUCCACCACCGCCGCCGCACGCUCCUGCUCCUCGCCACGUCGGUGGCUCUCUGUGGGCUCGCUCUCAGCGGCAGAGCGCCGCGCCGGGCACUGAUCUUUGACGCCCUCGGCGGCGCUUUGGACUCCGCCACGCGCUCGGUCAGAUUGGCGCUCCUGCACACCGAUCCACUUCCCAGCGACCCGCGCACCAUUUCGCUCCCGCUCGACGACGGCUGCCACGCGCCCGCCGGUGAGGUUCCCGCCGUGGUGAGCCCUCCCUUCGACCAGCGCGCGGCGAAGCUGCUGAUGCAGCUCAACGCGGCCAUGCUGUGCAGCGUGAGCGGCGUUCAGGCGUGGAGCUGCGGCCGCUGCGACGCCGUGGCGCCGCCUCCGGUCAACACGACUCUCCUCGCCUCGAGCUGCAACCCGGGGAUGCCGAGCUGCGAGGCGUACUGGAAGGCGGCCUCGCUCGUGGGCGAGGUUGCCCGCUUCGCCACCCAGGCGCCGCCUGUCGAGGACGGGCCGGAGCUCGCCGCGCUGCUCGUGCUGCCCCAGGAGCGGUGGGUGGUGGUCGCCUUUCGCGGGACGAGAGACCUCGACCUCGGGGCUUGGACGACCAACUUCCAGACGUGGCAGGACGACGUGGCGGGCGGGUCGUGCGGCGAGAGGGUGCACCACGGCUGGGGCGAGAGCUGGGUGCAGCUGCGGGGGCGCGUGAGGCAGGGCGUGGAGGCGCUCCUCGCCGAGCACCCGACGUACCGGCUGGUCGUCACCGGCCACUCCUGCGGCGCCUCGCUCGCGACGCUGAUGGCGGCCGAGUGGGCGGCCGACGGCUCCCUCUCCGCCCUCUCGCUGCCGCCCCUCCUCUACAGCUUCGCGGGCCCGAGGGUGGGCAACCCUGCCUUUGCGGCGAGCGCGGACGCCACCCUCGCGCGGCGCGGCCUAAAGCUGUGGCGCGUGACCAACAUGCACGACUCGAUCCCGCACAUGCCGCCCGGGCCGCAGUCGCAGUGGCAGCACGCCGGCACGCAGGUCUGGCUGACGCCCGGCUCGGGAGGCGGCGAGGCGGAGGUCUGCGCCGGCGCUGGCGCCUGCAACGACGGCGUCCCGGGCUACAAGCUCUCCGUCCUCGACCACACCACCUACCUCGGGCACGUCUCGCGCCGCGCAUCCGCUCUCGCCGCCUGCGCUGUGCCCGACCCGAGCCGGCGGUCUGGGUUGUGCGUAAUCGACAGCCACAACCUGGCGUACCGGAUGCAGUUCGCGAUGCCCGAGCUCACCUCCCGCCAGGGCGAGCCCGCCCAGGCGCUGCUCGGCUUCUGCAACAAGCUCGUCCAGCUGCGCGACGUCUUUCCCGGCUACCGCAUGCUCGCCGUCUUUGACGAGGGAGCGCCGGCGCGGCGCGUGGAGAUGCUGCCAGAGUACAAAGAGACGCGCGCGCCCAUGCCUCCGGCGCUGCGCUCCCAGAUGGGCCACAUCCGCGAGGCGGCCGAGUGCCUCGGCGUGCCGACCAUCUCCCGCUUUGGGGUCGAGGCGGACGACCUUAUCGCGUGCGCGGUCGCUCUCGCGCGCUCGGAGGGCGCGGCCGCGGUGUCGAUCGUCACUUCGGACAAGGACCUGCUCCAGCUGGUGAGCGGCGACAGCGGCGGCGACGCGGGCGCCCUGGACGCCACCAACGUGACUGUGUUUGACGACCGCAAGAAGGUGCUGCUCGAUGCCGCCGCGGUGCAAGCCAAGCACGGCGUCCGGCCGGACCAGCUGGUCGACCUGCUCGCGCUGGUUGGCGACGCGAGCGACAAUGUGCCCGGCGUGCCAGGCGCGCCCCGCCCAGCGCUCUGCAGCUCGCCGCUGCGGCUCUCUCCCUGCCCCAAGGCGGGGCGUGGAGAGCCCUGCCCCUCCUCCGCAGGAGUCGGCCAAAAGACGGCCGCAAAGCUGCUCGGCGAGCACGGCACGCUGGACGCCGUCCUCGCCGCCGCGCCGUCGAUGAAGAAGUCGAAGCGGAGAGACGCGCUCAUCGCGCACGCAGAGCAGGACACCUCGCCACCCCUCCUCUCCCCCACAGCCCGCGACGAGACGCCACCGCCGUCGCCGCCCGACGCGCUGCUUCCUCCGACCCGCCCUCACACCCGCCCUUCUACCCCCAGCCGUCGCCCAACACCACAGGCACGCCUCGCGCGCCAGCUGGUCCAGCUCGACGCCUCCGUCGGCGGGGUCGACCCCGAGGAGCUGCGCGGCGCGCUGCCGGCGCCGCCGGCGGAGCUGCCCCACUUGCGCGACUUUCUGCAGCACCACGGCUUCACGCAGCUCGAGCGGCGUCUCUUCAAGGCGCGCGAGGCGAUCGAGCGUGCACAAAGAAAGCGGGGCUCGCCACGGCCCGCCACAUGAUCAGUGGGAGCCGCGUUGGACGAAUAAAGUACUAGAUAAUGUAUACGUAGAUCGUAGUUGCUAGUUCGUAGUAUAUGUUUACACAUUAGUCAUUACAGAGGUGUUCACGAGAGUGUGUGUGCUGUGGCGGGGAACUCCAACAACCAACACAACUCUUUGUC